Solanum lycopersicum (tomato) is the source of this 933-nucleotide messenger RNA. RefSeq names its product U-box domain-containing protein 11-like. Lineage: Eukaryota; Viridiplantae; Streptophyta; Magnoliopsida; Solanales; Solanaceae. The record is from RefSeq and is a predicted model, not a curated record.
AUGGCGAGGCGAGGCGAGGCGAUUGCUGAAUGCUUGUCUGAAUUGCAAUCUGAAUCUCAUGAAAAUCAGCAGAAAGCUCUGCUAACUUUGGUUUCCAUCACAAAGGUGAGUCCUCAAAAUCGAAACUUGUUAGCGCAAACAAAGGGUGUUGUUUCUACCUUGCUCAGCUUAUCGAUGUCUCCAUCAUCAACUACUAUUCAACUUCUCGCGCUCUCAGUUCUAUUCAAUCUCUCACUCAAUCCUAAUCUCAAGCAAACUCUAGCAGACAUGGAGAAAAUCCUGUUUCUCAAUUCGGUGAUCCUGUCUUCGACUUCAGCUGAACCAAGUAGGAUAGCAGCUUCACUUCUAUGUAGUUUGGCAAUGUUAGAUAAGAACAAGGCAAAAUUUGGCGUGGCUGGAACGGUUGAGGCUCUCGUUAAGGUCAUAUCGAGGCCACGAGGCCCUGCUUCUCAUCAUUUCCUGAGUACAUUAGCUGAAUUGGUGCAGUUUCAUGGGAAUUGCACAGUGGCUGUUCGAUCAGGGGCAGUUCCGGUGCUGAUCAAGUUGGUGGAAGAUUCUGAUUGCCAGGAUCUUGCUGGAACAUCAUUGGCGAUACUAUGCUUGCUUGCGAGGUUUGAAGAGGGACUCACUGCCUUGAAAGAGAUGGAUAAAAUCGUGGCAUUACUAAUCGAAAUUUUGAAGGGGAAGUGUACGUUGAGUAAAGAGGGAGCUGCUGAUAUUCUACUCCGUUUAUUCGAUGAAAGUGAGGGAUGCAUACGAGAUGCUUUGAGGCUGCCUGAGUUUUCAUCUGUGCUAGCUGAUCUCUCGGUUCGAGGGUCUGUGAUAGCCCGAGAGAAGGCUAGUUUACUCAUGAAGAAACUAAUGGAAGCUAACAUGGAUGUUGUUUAUGGUGAUACUGGCAACAAAACAGCUGCAUAUUUGCAAUGGAUUUAA